AUGGCUAUUUGCCAUUUAUUGGCCCUCGUGCUUCAUUGCACACUGUUCACUGCCAUCGCGUGCCUUCCUCAAUCUACCGCGACUCCCACGCCUCAUUCGGACAACGACAACAGCUCCGUAAUAACUAGUAUUAUCGAGAUCGUUAUUGCAUUCGCAGCUCUCAUUGUUGCCAUUAUCGGUGUCCGUCGCUACUGGGUACGCCGAGGACGAUUUAAGCAAGAUGGCAAGCAAGCUCGGCUUUAUCAACACUCGCAAGGUAUCACGAAUGAUUUUGAGACUGCGAACGAUUAUAACUAUCAUCAUCACUACCACCAUUAUUACUAUCACUUGGAAUCGAGGACAUAG
Aaosphaeria arxii CBS 175.79 is the source of this 345-nucleotide messenger RNA. RefSeq lists its product as uncharacterized. Bases 1 to 345 code for a protein of 114 amino acids. The transcript has 2 exons. NCBI's taxonomy places the organism in Eukaryota, Fungi, Ascomycota, Dothideomycetes, Pleosporales. The record is from RefSeq and is a predicted model, not a curated record.